This is a messenger RNA of Salvelinus sp. IW2-2015, 2724 nucleotides long. It is a transcript of the gene swap70b, whose product is annotated as switching B cell complex subunit SWAP70b. Gene Ontology annotation, molecular function: calcium ion binding. The record is from RefSeq and is a predicted model, not a curated record. Lineage: Eukaryota; Metazoa; Chordata; Actinopteri; Salmoniformes; Salmonidae. Gene Ontology annotation, cellular component: nucleus; cytoplasm.
AGUGGUGCUACAACCUAGCAUUUUCAUGACWUUGCUGUGGAGCUUGUCAGGUGACUGACUGUCUCGUUGUGUCCUAGUAUGAUCAACUUUCCCAUAUACUAACUGCUGCAGUCAACCAAGUAACAAGCGCAAUGGCACUACGGGACGAYCUUUUAAAGUCAAUAUGGCAUGCUUUCACAGCGUUGGACGUGGACAAAAGCGGGAAAGUGUCCAAGUCGCAGUUAAAGGUGCUCUCUCAUAACUUGUGCACUGUGAUGAGGAUCCCCCAUGACCCGGUGGCCCUUGAGGAGCACUUCAAAGAUGACGACGAAGGCCCCGUCUCUACACAGGGCUAUAUGCCCUACUUGAACAAGUUCAUUUUGGACAAGGUCCAGGACAACUUUAAUCGGCAGGAUUUUAACAGAAUGUGCUGGACCCUGUGUGCCCGGAAGAACCUCAACAGAACACACCUCCUCAUCUCGGAUGAKGACGCCUUCAAGAUCUGGUGCAUCUUCAACUUCCUGUCCGAAGACAAAUACCCACUGGCCAUAGCCACUGAGGAGAUCGAGUACUUCCUGCGCAAGCUGACAGAGGCCAUGGGUGGCAGCUGGGUGGAGGAGCGCUUCGAGGACUACAAGCUUGAGCUUUGCACCAAGCAGCAGUGCCUGAGUGCCUGGGAGAUAAUCACCCUGGUGGGCACUGGCACUUUCAGCAAGGGCAUGGACCGCCAGACCCUCUCUAUGGGCAUCACCGAGGUCUUCCACGAGCUCAUCCUUGACGUAUUCAAACAGGGCUACAUGAUGAAAAAGGGUCACAAGAGAAAGAACUGGACAGAACGCUGGUUCCUCCUGAAGCCCAACUCCAUAUCCUACUACGUGAGCGAGGACCUGGCAGAGAAGAAGGGUGACAUCCUGCUGGAUGGAAACUGCUGUGUGGAGUCGUUACCGGAUAAGGAAGGGAAGAAGUGCCUGUUCUAUGUCAAAUGCUCCGACAAAAGCUAUGAGAUCAGCGCGUCGGAUAAGAAGAGGAAACAGGAAUGGAUACAGGCCAUCCAGACGUGUAUCAGUCUGCUGAAGCUGGGCCGGCCGGCGCCGCARCGCGAGUCCCGCCAGAAGCGGAGGGAGUUGAGGCAGAAACAGCAAGCGGAGCAGGAGGAGCUAGAGCUCAGGAUGAGGGAGCUGCAGARGGCCAACGAGAACAAGCAGCAGGAACUGGAGGCCAUGAGGAAGAAACUGGAGGAGGCGGCGGCCAAUGCGGCAGAGGAGGAGAGGAGACUCCUGCAGACGCAGACUGAACAACAGGAUCGCUACAGGGUGGACCUUGAGAGGGAGAAAWUGGUGCGACAGGAGAUGGAGGAGCAGGUAGCUCAGAAGUCCACUGAGCUGGAGCAGUACCUGCAGCGCGUCCGCGAGCUGGAGGACAUGUACCACCGCCUGGAGGACGCACUGGAGGAGGAGAGAGGCGCCAGGCAGGACGAGGAGACGGUUCGCAGGCUCCAGGCCCGGUUACUGGAGGAGGAGGUGACCAAGAGGGCUGAGCUGGAGCAGAUCCACCUCCACCAGCAGAGGACCAUCACUGAGACGGAGGCGGAGAAACAGGAGUUGGAGAAGGAGGGAACGGCCAAGGAAAGUGCCCUGCAAGCCGCCAUGCUGCAGUUGGAGCAACUAGAGAGUGAGAGGCAGGGGGCACUGGAGCAGUACCAGGAGGUAAUGCAGAAACUGGAGGACGCAGCGAACAACACCAGGACCUGGAAACAUAAAGUGGCCCACCAUGAGGGAUUGGUCCGCCUCAUUCAACCAGGUUCAAAGGGGCCUCAGAAUAUCACUAACUGGGGCCCAGCAGCCUUCACUGAGGCAGAACUAAGCCUGAGGAAGAAYGAUUGGCAGGAGCGGAAGAACCGACCCGCCCAGACCCAGUAGAGCCCCCAUUCAACACACUCAUGGUUGCUGAAACAUUGAUGGAACAUUGAUGCAACUUUGCCCUCAGUGUGAAAUGUUGCGUCUUCAGCAUUCAUUAACUCAAAAGGGAACAGGGAAGGCAGGCUCGCUUUUACACAGAUACCAGGGUUGUGUUCAUUAGGCACCAAAUGGAAGUCAACAAACUGAAACAGUGUCCAAUAGGAAAUUGUCUUUUUCCGUUGCAAAUCGAUUUGAAACGUUUUCUGUUUCGUGCCCUAAUGAACACGACCCAGUUCACAGCAGGUGCAGUACAGAUCUUUAUACUACCUGCAUAGCCUGAUAGUAAAAUGAACAGACAGAUUCAAAUUGCUUUCAUAUGAAGGACUGAAGGAGCUGCACGCUUGACACUAGUAAUUCAAUGUCUGAGGAAGGUGGAGUGUGGUCCGAAACGUUAGAUUCCUUUCAUCAAAACGUUUUUGACCGUGUUUUGAUUAUACAUUUUUUUCCUAAGGGAUUUCACAAUUGUUUGUCUUUUGUAAAUGUAAAACUACAGCUUGCAUAAUUUUAAUCAGGUUCCAUUGCCAAAGUCAUAGCACUUAAUAACCCAUAAAGUAGUAUGAACAAAACUCCAUGUUAACAUCAUCAAAUUUCAUUACUCAUGAAAAUAAUAAUCAAAUAACUAGCCAUCAUAGUGUACUACUCCCAUUUUAUUAAAUGUAAUUUUUGCGUACACAUACUAAGAAAUGGGACAUUUGCGGUGUUACACUUGAAACUUUGCUGCUACACUGUAAUGAAAAAUUGUACAGUAAUCGGAGGUAUUAUCAAUAUUAAAAUACUCAAAGUUUUA